Molecule: messenger RNA, 932 nt
Organism: Notolabrus celidotus (New Zealand spotty)
Lineage: Eukaryota; Metazoa; Chordata; Actinopteri; Labriformes; Labridae
Gene: tslig1
Product: zinc finger and BTB domain containing 8 opposite strand
Exons: 7
Coding region: 136-624 (162 amino acids)
Biological process (GO): tRNA splicing, via endonucleolytic cleavage and ligation
Cellular component (GO): tRNA-splicing ligase complex
Source: RefSeq, a predicted model, not a curated record
CAUUAAAAACAAAGAAGAAGAAGAAGCACUUCCCCCCAUGUUGCAAUCGAGUGUAAGCAGUUUUGAAUGUAACGUAUUCGCCAUAGUUCUCUGUUUUUAACAUCUUUCUGAUCAUUGAGAAGACUCUCAGCUACAAUGGACGACCGUGAGCUAGACCUAACAGAGGAGCAGAAAGCUACCAAGUCAAAGUACCCGCCAAUAAACAAGAAAUAUGAAUACCUGGAUCAUACAGCAGAUGUUCAAAUCCACUCCUGGGGAGAGUCUCUGGAGGAAGCAUUUGAGCAGUGUGCUAUGGGCAUGUUCGGCUACAUGACCGACACAGAGACUGUGGAACCGAUUGACACUGUUGAAGUGGAGUCAGAGGGAGAUGACAUGGAGUCUCUUCUUUUCCACUUCCUAGAUGACUGGUUAUUUAAGUUUUGUGCAGAUCUCUUCUUUGUUCCCAGAGAAGUCAAGGUUGUACACAUUGACAGAAUGCAUUUUAAGAUUCGAUCCAUUGGUUGGGGUGAAGAAUUCUCUCUUGCCAAACAUCCACAGGGGACUGAGGUGAAAGCCAUCACUUACUCAGCAAUGCAGAUCCAUGAUAAAGAAAAGCCAGAGAUAUUUGUCAUUGUUGAUAUCUGACGAUAACUCCAAAGGCAGACCACACUCCAGGUUCAAUGAACUUGAUCACUUUGUAUUUAAAAGGCACUGAUUAUUGAUUUAUCAGAUCAGAUUUUGUACUCGAAAAGUUUUUUCACAGAUACAUUUCCCCCUAAUUCUAGGGACUAUUGGUGGCACACUACAACAGAACAGAUAUGUGAGAGAUUGCAGAGUAAUGAUCUGAUGUUUUCACAGAUUCUAAUAUUUCAGAAAAAAUAAAUAAAACCUACAGUGAUUACAAUGGUAUAUGCAACAUAAUGACAUGGGAAAAGUAAAGAUUAUGUACUUAA